AUGAAGAUAAUUUGCGUAGGUAUAGGAAAAACUGGUACUACAUCCAUCUCCAAAGCUCUGCGUCAUCUUGGAUACACUGUUUUUGACUGGGAAGAAAAAGUAUUUGAUUUCCAAGACCACUGGGUUGAUGUUUUCCAAAAUGGCGCCCAGUUAGAUGUGAAGAGAGUCUACCAACAUGCUGACGCGGUCGUGGACGCUCCCGGAAAUUUUUUCUGGGAGGAAAUACUGGAAGCUUAUCCUGAUAGUAAAGUAAUUUUGAGCGAAAGAGAAGAAGAUUCUUGGCUGAAGAGUCUGGUCAAUCAACUUCAAGUCUUCGAGGCAGUGAUAUCUCGCAGGUUUUUGGCUGUUCUUUCCCCAACUUCAAGAAAACAGAUCUUUAUUCUUUAUUCUCACUUGACCGCUAUUCUUGGCUCUGCAGACCCCAAGUCGGCUUGUGUCUUGCGUAAGCGAUAUCGCAUGCACAAUCAUCGCGUUAAGUCACUUGUUCCACCAGAGAAGCUGUUGGUGUACAACGUGAAGCAAGGUUGGAAACCGCUGUGUGAUUUCUUGGGCUGCGAGGUUCCAACAGUUGCCUUCCCACAUGAAAAUGUUAAGGGCGAAAUUGCUGAAGUUCCUUUGUCUGAGACAAGGUCUGGUCGGCAGGUAAUAUUGGAGAUACAGAGAGCUCUGAUUGUAAUCCUUUCCGUUAUCGUAUUUAUUGUAGGUUCAUUUUUUGUCUUUUUCUAUGAUUAACUGUGACUAUAAUUGCAACCUUGCAUUGGCCAAGAUAACGUUUUAAUAAAAUGCAUGCACUUCUGGCAUCGUAAGAAAGCUAAAGGAUCAGUAGUAUGUGAGGAAGUCCACUAGCGUAACAAAAAUAUUCAAAAAUAAAGUAUAGGUUGUAUAAUUGAAUACAUAUAUCCGUGCUGUACCGUGUUAAUGAGUUGAAAAUUGCUUGUGUAUAGCUUACGGUGAGGUAAAUGCAGAUUUAUAUUAGAAACUUCACCAUAUAUAAUUAAUAUACAGGGGCGUAGCUAGGGAGGGUCCUGGGGUGCCCGUGACCCCCCCUUGGUAGGCCUUCUUUUCAGCAAGCAACCUACAAUAUUCAGGUGGCGAAAACGCCAUGACAAUAUCUUGGCCGUAAAAGCCAUUGUUGAAAAGCCCACUUUUUAUGUAAAGUAUUUUCGUCAACGGCUCUUGUCUUUAGUUAAUAUGGGCCUUCAUACCGCGAUAAUACGACUGAGCCCGCUGUUACACGAGGGAGAGCAGCGACGCACGGCGUUGAGGUCGACAUGACAAUCUGGUGAGAAGCCUCUGUGACCCCCCCUUUGGAAAAUCCUGACUACGCCCCUGAUAUAUUUUUCACUUGUAUGUCAUAUAUGUCAUAGCCUGAAAUAUUCAGAACAUAACUCUGUCGAUUUGUUCGCUUUUCCCGAGAAAAUUUUCGCGGGGUGCUAGUGCAGUACAGCUUCAAUAUCAUGUUGACGUCAUUAUUAGAGAGAAUUAGAAUCGAGUUCAAGGCAAACAGCAAACGUCAAAUUGUACCACUUGACCAAGUUUUUUCUUUACUUGUCGUUUACUGUUAAACUACUAUCACUCUACGCCUGAAGAACAACUGGGAAAUGAGGGUCCUACUGACCUAAUUUCUCCUAAAUGCCAUUCUGAAUUCUUUGACUUUGCUAUGGUUAGGUAAGACACUAUUAAAGAAUAUACUGAAAAAUCAGCGCUCAAACCGUGCAAUCUUGAUCCUUAAUAGGGAGCUUAAGCAACAACGUUUUUGAGCGACGGACGUCAACCGGAAGUGGACUUUUUGCAUCAUUGGGCAGUGGUUCUGUUGCAACUCUUGGAUAAAUCGUCUUUAUAAGAGAAAAGAAACUUAGCAAUACAAAUUUGUUAGCGUCAAGGCAUAUGAGAACGGAGAAGGCCUCACUUCCGGUCGACGUGCGUCGCUCAAAAACGUCUUUGCUUAAGUUCCCUAAUACCUGCCUCAGGGAUGAAGAACUGUUUAGAUAUACUCAUUGCCAGUAAUAACGAAAAUGUUUAUUUUAUCACUCUCUUCUGGAACCAUGCCCGAUGCAUUCAAAAUUGCUGAGCUCCUACCAGCCAUUAAGAAACCUGAUGCUGAUUUUACGAACUUGUCUUUUUAUAAUUUUCGUCCGAACUCGAAUUUGAAAAUGGUGUCCAAAGUCAUUGAAAAAGCGGCGACAGUACAGUUAAUAGCCUGUGUUUAUACCCACCACCUAAAUGAACGGUUCCAGUCAGGUUACAAACUCUGAUCUAUCACUCUGCUGAGACUGCUCUUGUAAGAGUGCAGAAUGACAUUCUUUGUGCCAUUGACAGUAACCAUACGUACCACCGCCGUAGCCAGUAUGAGGCGAACCGAGGCACUCGCCUCGGUAAAAUUUUACCAAAUACUGUCGAUUUUUAUUUUUUUUAUCAGACUAAUAAUAUCAGAAGAUUUCAUACGGCUGAUUUCGUACAACGGACCGUGUGUUCGCCUCGGUUGUAGUUUCUUCCUGGCUACGGCCCUGCGUACAUACAUACAUACAUACAUACACACAUACACACUUACAUUUUUUAUUGUGUUUUCAGGUAAAAGUACAAUUAUAACAUGUCCGCGGGUAGCUAAGCUAAUCUAGGCGGGUCAUGUUUACAGUGAUUCUUUUAUUAUUAGAUCUUUCUGCGGCUUUCGAUACUGUAGACCAUUCUGUUCUGUUAUCUAGAUUAUCAGACCGAUUUGGUAUCAAUGGUACGGUUCUCAAGGGUGGGUCUUGGGCCCCCUUCUUUAUGUAUUAUACACCGCACCUGUUGCUGACAUCAUUAAGUCUCAUAAUCUACAGUAUCAGUUCUAUGCUGACAACACACAAUUUCACGACACCUUUAAGACCAACUGUGAUGUUGAUGCUGGCCUGUCCAGGUCAAGGGUUGAACACUGUGUUGCAGAUAUCAGGGGCACCCAACGACAAUUUUCGGAAAAAUAUCUGUUCGGAAGACGAUUUGAGAUCUAGAAUUUUCGGAACAUUUGUUGUAAAAUUUCUUGCUUGCCUGCUUCUCCUAGGAUUUUCUAACAUCUAAAAAAUGGUAUAAUUGUCUAUUUUUGACGGAUUUUUACGCUAAAAAGGUAACCUAGAAUUUUCGGGAGCCUUUUUUCUGGCUGAAAUUUUCGAAAAGGGAAGUUUUCAUCCCUAUAAUUUUCUGAUCACUAGACUUUCAGCUAGGAAAUCCGACCAGAUGAAAAAUUUUUAGGGGAUAAAAAUAUAAGUAUAUUUACCGUUUAAAUACCAAAAUACGUUUAACAAUGCUAUGUUUAAGUGGUUUUGAACUAUAUUCUCGUUGGGUGCCCCUGUUUAAGACCAACUGUGAUGUUGAUGCUGGCCUGUCCAGGUCAAGGGUUGAACACUGUGUUGCAGAUAUCCGUAGAUGGAUGACUAAUAAUAAGCUAAAUAUUAACGAGAAUAACACGGAGUUAUAUACUCCAUGCAAGUAUCGAUCACGGCCAAUGGUCACUUCUAUUCACGUAGGAGUUGAAAACAUUAAACACCAGCCCUUUGUAAGAAAUUCGGGAGUGAUACUUGACCAGGAUAUAUAUCACCUAAAUAUCAGAUCAAUAGGCUGCAAUUAGUAUUGAACACUGCUGCGAGUGUGGUCACUCUUGCUUGCAAAUAUGACCAUAUAAUGACUCCUAUAAUAAAGUCCGGCUGCACUGGUUACCUGUAUCUCAACGAUUUACUUUUAAUAUUUUUCUAUUGAUUUAUAAAGCACUUUACGGCUUGGCGCCUAUUUAUCUAUCCGACGUUUUGGCCCCGCGCUGGUCUAAACGUUCACUUAGAUCUUGUUCUCAGGAGUUUUUAAGAGCUCAUGACUGUAAAUAUCGAAAAUCGCUGGCCAGGCUAAAAAAAUAGAAAAUUCUCAUAAUUUGUCAUAAUUUGUCCGGAAUCUAAAUCCGGAUUCCCCAAUCAAACGCGAAAUCCGAUAACGGAUUUUACCUCCGAGAAAUCCGUCCUCAGGGUGGAUUUCAAUUAAGAAAUCCAAAUCCGGAAUUUUUGGAUUACCCUUUUAACGUUCGAUUGGGAAAUCCGAAAAAAGAUUAGCAAAACUAUUGUCGUGAACAGCGGUCUCCUUUUUACUAAUUAUGCGUGCGCAUGCAAGACCGCUGUUCCUAAGUACAGUUUUUCAAAUCCUUUUUCGGAUUUCCCAAUUGAACGGUAAAAAGGAAAAUCCAAAAACAAAUAUUUCGGAGUUGAAAUCCGUUUUUGGAUUUCGCGUUCGAUUGGAAAUCCGAAAUCCGGAUUUUAAAAUCUAAAUCCAGAUUUCCCAAUCGAACGCACCCUGUAUGUGCUUGUGUGGUCGAUCUGUCACGCAAAUAUAUUUAAAGCUCGUUGUUGUUGUUGUCAGAGAUGCUGAAAUCUGAUUUUUUACUACGUAUUCUCGACAACAAACCGUCCCUUGGUUUAUUUCUUUACCUUUUCACAAAUAGAGGCAUGAUUAGAGAAGAAGUUCAUACGGUCCAGUGGUUUCUCCCCUACGAAACAUCUUUACCGCCCAAACCGUAGUGUGUAAAUCUAUACGCGGCCUGUGCGCGCAACCCACGAACCAAAGCAAGUUCCAACCGACGCCGCGAAAGAACUGGAAAAGGAGACUACAGUCCAACCUCCCGUAAGCGACCACCCAAAAUGCGAAGACAUAGUGGUCGAUUACGGGAGGUGGUCUCUUACGAGAAUCGAACCACAAGCCGGAGGUUUCUUCUGAGAAGAAAACCCGACUAGGAGCCGAGUAAUCGGCUCCUGACCCGACACUAUUUAAGGAAGAGAAUUUAUUGCAUGCGAUUUCCAAGUUACGAUAUGUGCAGUUCCAUUUUGUUGUUGUUCCUACCAUAAGAGAUCAGCAAACUCGUCAAGGGGUCGCGUACAAGAGGUUAAAACAUUGCAAAAUCAUUAAACCGUCAGUUCCAAUUAGUGGUUACAGUCGCUUACAGGAGAGAUCCCAACUGUCUGAGACUUAAACCGAGUACGUUUUGGUGUUUUGGAUAGGUGGUCGCUUAAGGGAGGUGAUCACACAUGGAGGCUCAACUUUACUCCAAUUUUUCCGUCAGAGUAACUCCGUUUCACGUCGGUGCGACUAGGAUUUCUCGAUGGGAGAUUAGACUCCUUCUUCACCACUUUUGAGCUACUCUAACCGACUCCCACCCAUACCAAGUGCUUGCAAAACGUAACAUCUUCUUGAAAAGAGAAGUAUCAGAAAGGUCAUCCUUGGCGCCCCUGACCUAUCGCAGUAAGCGGCAACGAACUUAAGUAUCGACGUAAGUACCGGGCAGUGGGGCGAUGCAGAACAGUUUACAACAGACCCGAGUUUUGUUUAAAGAAACACCUGCCUUUUCCUCAGAAGUAUUUAUGUCAGUACCCGCAAUGUCCCAGCUUGCGCCUUCACACCAGAACGUCCGAUCAAAUCACUGUUUAGUUGAUAGCGAGCAAGGGGCUAAAUAACAUAGCGAGAGGUACCAGUAAUUUAAGUAAGUGGCAUCGGCGUUUUUAUUUACGCCUAACCGUUUCCCAAAGUAAAGUAGGAAAGAACUUAAGAAAAAGGGAAAGAAGAUUUAUGCGAUAAAACUGCUCUUAAAUUGAUGUUUAGCUAUGGCCUAUGGGAUACCCUGGGUGCCAGAGGCUUUUCAUGCGCGGUUUCAGGUUUCGGUCAUGUCUUACAAAAUGACUCGCGCGAAAAGCUUCGCCGCUCGUGUCUUCGGCCUUUGGCCGACGAAACGAAGCUCCCUGUCGCACGCGAGAAAAACCUCUUGUACCCAGGGUACCUACGGGAGGGAGUGGGGGCUAUUUAAUCGCUGAAUAACGUGUGACGUUACCAAAAAAUAUGACGGAAAAAGCCAUUUUUUUUCCUUGGUUUGGAAUUUUGACCAUUAAAAUUUUAGCUCUAGCCAUUUCGUGAUACCAGGGAAAAAAAAUCCAAUAUUUAGAUAUUUCCCUCUUAGCAGCCGGCCCUCUAAUUAGUUACUCUGCCCUUAAAAUUUAAACGGCAUCUAAUAUCUCCGCUGGAACGAAACAUGAAAAGAACGGCUGGUUACAGAUUGUCGAUGUAGCUUGAGGCGGGGCUUCUGGGCUGCUUGUGACCCUUCUUAUCAAGAAGACCCCAAAUCAAGGUCCUAUGUGGCGAGGAUAUUUGCUGUUUUAGGUUAAUUCUGUGCUAAAGUCAUUACUUACUGUCUUUACCCAGUAAAAAAUUGUUCCUGCAGAGUUACAUGUGGGGCACGAAGAAGAUAUCAACAAACACAUUUUAUCAGGGAACGUCUCAGGGAGCACUAACCAAAAAUAUAUGUUUUUGUGGGUGAUGCAUUUGAAAAAGAUGGCCCAAUUUUUUUAAUUUUUAGUUCAUGCCCAUCCUUUCCAUGAGGAGCAACCACAGAUAACCCAAGCUCGAAAAACGAGCAUUUGCGAGCAUCGGCAUCAGGGACGUAGCCACCCCACAGCCAAUAGACCUGUAGGCCCGGGCCUAAAAAAAUUUUUGGUUUGACCACUCUCUACCGCUUUUAAUGAAUUAUGCGUUAUUGGGGUGAACUAGAAAGCUCAAGAGGUCAAAGUGUUUGGUCAGACUAGUCAUGCGUGCAGUUUUCAGGAUAUGUGAAAAUGAAAGUCAGCCAGGCCUACAAAUAGUCGAAAAGCUGGCUACGCCCCUGGGCAUUGUUGGGUAACAUUAGGAAUACAAGAAUUUGUAUGGGGAAAAAACCUAUCUUUUCUGUAACCUACAUAAAAUGUGUUAAUGAUAUAUGAAAUAAAUCAUGUAUGAACUGCGGAAAUGAAAUGAAAAUGAAGAAAUGAUCGUCGCAGUGAACGCAAUUUAUGCAAUUAUUUCGUAUAUCAUUAACACUCAUUUCUUUCACGGGAACAUAUGAACCCACAAUUGACCUGGCUUCAUAGCUCAGUUGGUAGAGCAUCACACCAGUAAUCGCGAGGUAACGGGUUCAAACCCCGUUCAAGUCCUGAAUUUUUUUUUUUUUCAGGCUUCUUUACGUAAUUGCAUAAAUUGCGUUCACUGCGACGAUCAUUUCUUCAUUUUCAUUUCAUUUCCGCAGUUCAUAUAUGAUUUAUUUCAUAUAUCAUUAACACUCAUUUCUUUCACGGGAACAUAUGAACCCACAAUUGACCUGCUCCCAACGUCAGUGGCUUCAUAGCUCAGUUGGUAGAGCAUCGCACCGGUAAUCGCGAGGUCACGGGUUCAAACCCCGUUGAAGUCCUGAAUUUUUUUCAGGCUUCUUUACGCAAUUGCAUAAAUUGCGUUCGCUGCGACGAUCAUUUCUUCAUUUUCACUACAUAAAAUGUGUUACAUAUCUGUGACGUCACGAUGGCCAAACACAUUGGACAGCCGCGCUCACGAGUUUAUGACUCCUUCCUGAUCUCAACUUUGUUGUCCAACAUGUGUGCAUUAUCAGCUGUGUUCCCAAACUAGCUAGGAAGUAUGAGAUUGAACAUUGAUCGCGAUCUAGUAAAACAAUUAACUGGUCAGCGGACACCUUCCAUUUAAAUCUCGUCACCUCUAUGAGUUGACACAUGAGCCCGCGAUGUGGUCAUGUGAUACUGGUCAGUGGCUAUCCUGUUUUGACAGCUGUCAAUAGGCUAUUUCCGAGUUCCAAAAAAUCUCACUUUCAAAACGAGGCUAAGUGCGAAACCCUUUGUUGUGAAAAUGAGUUGUAUUUGCAUCAUAAUUAAAACUCAUUUUCAUAACAAUGGCUUCGCACUUAGCCUCGCUUUGAAAGUGACAUUUUUUGGAACUCGGAAAUGGCCUAUUGACAUAUUGUGAAUGUCGAAUAUAAAAGAUGUGGAUUUGCCAAAACACGCCUGAGACACCCCUCCCUUCCUUUUUAUAGUGUCUCCUACCCCACCCGUACCAUUUGUAGACGCGUACAUACGUACGUACGUACGCUCGGUCAAUCACGUGACAACCAAACGAAAAGAGGUUGACCAUGAGUAUGGGGCUUGGAUUUUCUUCUCCAGUCGAUUAACGCAGUUUCUAUAGCUUUAAUAGAAGAAUUAAAAGAUACAUUGAAAAUAGAUACAAUUUAUGAUCCAGAGCAAUCAAUGGAGGUAAAA
Molecule: messenger RNA, 8072 nt
Organism: Porites lobata
Lineage: Eukaryota; Metazoa; Cnidaria; Anthozoa; Scleractinia; Poritidae
Source: the annotation of a GenBank genome assembly